Molecule: messenger RNA, 1443 nt
Organism: Penicillium soppii
Lineage: Eukaryota; Fungi; Ascomycota; Eurotiomycetes; Eurotiales; Aspergillaceae
Product: FAD linked oxidase N-terminal
Exons: 1
Coding region: 1-1443 (480 amino acids)
Molecular function (GO): FAD binding; oxidoreductase activity, acting on the CH-OH group of donors, oxygen as acceptor
Source: RefSeq, a predicted model, not a curated record
AUGUAUAGCCCUAAGCUGGCUCUCCUGCUAUUACUGCUGCAUACAGUGUCUGGCUCCGCCUACCGCUGGUUCAACUGGCAGUUUGAGGUCACUUGCGAGUCUGACGCCUACAUUACUCCUAUGGAUGAACAUGCUGCCGCCAAGUUCCUCAAGGAGCAGUACCAUGUGGGCUCCCAUAUAAAAGUGGUUGGAAACGGUCAUGGGUUCGGUAACCUCACUACCUGUGUCGACAAUACUCUCACCGAGAAGCCCACCUAUAUUGUUUCUCUCACCAAUCUGAAGAAGCUCCACAUCGAUAAAAAGAAUAUGACUGUGACUUUUGGUGCCGGUUGGGAUGUCGAUGACCUCGUGCAAGAGCUGAAGGCCAACGACUUAUCCUUUAGCAAUCUCGGCGUUGAGCGUGUUCAGAACUUUGUAGGUGCCGCCGCCACUGGCACGCACGGUUCUGGAUCCAGCCUCGGCAAUAUCGCAACCCAGAUCAUUGGGUUACGUGUGUUGGACUCGCAAGGAAACCUCAGUGUCAUCGAUGAGAAGAACAAUGCGGAAGAACUGAAGGCUUUCCGUAUUAGCCUUGGUGCCCUCGGUUUAAUCACCGAGUUGACUAUCAAAGUUCUCCCUACCCAACUCCUAAAGAAGACCACCAAAGUCUUGAAUGCCACUUCCGACUACUCGAAGAUGUACAAGGAGCUUGCCCAACUGUACAAGGAGCACGAUCGUAUGACUGUUUGGGGUCCUCACUUUGACUGGGAUGAAAACUCAAAGACCUGGGAUCUUGAGCCUACCUACUUCCUCUCUUACUGGGAGCCGACUAACUACACCGGUAUUCGCAACUGUACUCUCAAUUACUGCGCCAACGGCUGCGGUGACUGCAACAAGGAAUACAUCUGCUACGACGAAGUCACCGACGCCGCGUCCUGCUCUCCCCGGGGUGUCUGUUCCCGAGGUUUCUACGCAGAAAUCGAGCACUUCCUUCCCAUCGAGGAUUACGCCGAAGCCGCCACCAACUACACCAUCUUUCAACAGGCCCAGACGCCUCGCAUGAAGGCUCCCUAUAACAAGCAGAUGGUCAUCCAGCACCGCAUCCUCAAGGGCGACGAUACAUAUCUGUCCCCUGUGAACCAUUAUAAUCUUGGCCCCGAGUCAAGCGGUGUUUUUGCAAUCAUCGAGAUUGACUGGAUCCAAGAAUACAACUCCUUCGACACUCUCUGGCAGAACCAGGAAUUGGCCAAUGAAUUCCUCCCUCAUUUUGGUCAAACCUACAACGUUCGAUCCCAUUGGAACAAAAUGAGUCCUCCUAAUGCUACCUAUACCCUGGAGAAAUUCCCCAAACUGCCCGAGUUCUUGGCCAUCCAGAAGCGCCAGGACCCUAAGUGCCAGUUUGUCAACGAGUUCCUAGUUGAGCAGCUUGGCAUUUCCCGCUGCGCGAACUUUAUCUCCUCAUAG